GUGGUAAUAUUAAAAUGGGCGCUGUUGACCAUCAAGCAAAACGUCAAACUUCAAUUGGCUGUCAUAACCUGCAGCUAGAUGUGUAGUAGUAAAAUUUAAUAAAUCAAAUUACUAGUGUUAGUUAAAGAAUCCGAGCCAUUACGGUCGCAACAUUAACGCGAACAAGAAGAUGUUUGCAUUUACUGAAAGAGGGAAAAAUGCGUCCUCUAUUUGACGCCUAACCUAUAACCUGUAGUAACAAAUAAAGCAAAUAAACAAUUUCAGGACAAGAAAAUAAAACUCGCGAUAAGACGAAGCGAACAACAACAUAACAAUGUUCAAUAGAUUCAAAUCUGCGCUUCUCACUGCUGUCGGGGCCAGUGAACUAGGACUCGAGUAUCCGCCUGAAUCGGACAGUGAAAUUGGAACAGAUUUUCUCAACUCUAAUCUAGUCUUUGAAGUUGAGACUAAACCUUAUAGCAGACCAAGUUUCCUGGGUCUUACCAAUGAAGAGACACAGGUAAGCGCUGACCAUCGAGUGCGACCUAUAAUUGUCCCGAGAGAUUUGAGUCGGUUGCCUUGGUGCGCAGGCUAUGCAGAGUGCAUUAAUGCUGGUAAGAGUACCUGGAAUGAGGAUCAAGCAACUGCGACCCGUGGGGAUUUAAAGUUGGUCGAUUCGAACAUCACGCUGCCCUACAUAAUGUUUUCAAUGUUUGAUGGUCAUGCUGGAUACCAAGUAGCCUUAACGGCAAGGCUACAUCUCCACAGGAUAAUUUAUGAAAAGCUCGCUUCCAUACCUGGCGAGCAUCUACUCAGCGCGAAACAAGGUGGUUUAGUCAAUGGCAGAGAUCUGGUUGUAGGUGCUAUUGAGCUUGCCUACAAUCAAAUGGAUCAAAUGGUGGAACUGCAGUCACAGAAAGGAGGCGGCGGUUGCACAGCCAUCACGAUACUCUUUCUCAAUGGCAUUUUGUACGCAGCUGGUGCUGGUGAUUCCAGAGCAAUAUUGGUGGUUGGUGAGCAAGAACGUGCGUUGACGCGGGAUCAUACACCUGAUUCAGAGUCGGAUCGUGUAAGAGCCUUGGGUUCUUUGAGGGGAGGAGAAUUGCUGAGGGGCCAAUUUACCGCGCUCGAAUUCCGUAGGCGUCCACUAGAGCGGGAACUGGGCUCUCACGUCAUUUACAGAGAACCUUACAUGACGGGCUGGGCCUUCAAGACACUGACCCACUCAGACCUGAAACUGCCCCUCAUUUCUGGACGUGGAAAAAGGAGCAGAGUAAUGGGUACUAUAGGCGUGACUAGGGGCUUUGGAGACCACGGAUUAAAGGCUGCGAACACGGGAGUGACGAUAAAACCGUUUUUGUCAUCCCAACCUGAAGUGCAAUCCCUGAAACUCGAGGAAUAUGAUCUCAGCGAGAGAGAUUGCGUAAUCAUCGCCACUGACGGACUCUGGGACGUCGUUUCAGACGAGGAGGCAGCUAACAUUUUGAGGAAGACGGUCGCUCCCGAUACUCCGUCGUUGGAAUACCGUCUGACUAUGGGAGCUCAGGAGCUGGUGCAGGCUGCGCGAGGACGAUUGGUGGGCCGCGUGUGGCGAGGGAAAGUUGAAAAUCCCGAAGAUAAAGAAAUGAAAAUAUUGCCGAUGGCGUCAGUCGACGAUAUAAGUGUACUUGUUGUGCCGUUGUAUCCUUAUCUGUGCGAGCAUAAGCAAUGGCUGAAGACUAUUCAACAAGAUCAGAGGCACGCUCUUGACACGAUGCAAUCCUCCGCCACGAACUAAAUCCAAAGAUCGUUGGCGCAAGAAAAUCUUAUGAGAAGACGUAUUACAUAGAAAUAAGUGACGAUAUAGCAAAUUAAGGAAAAAAGAAAGCUAAUUUAGAACAAUUUUCCUACUAAUCUUUUAUCAGAAAAACUUGGAACCCCAUGAGAUGAGGGUCCCAAGGGUUAGUGAAAUCCACCUUAUAGGUGGUUAGAGAAUAAUGCGUGUCACGUAAUGGGUUGUUAAUAUUGUUAAUGAUAGGUUAGCGUAUACAAAACGUGGAAUAGUAUGUUUCGUCUUUAUUUAUUACCACGUUCUAUCGUAUGUUUUAAACAUUUUCCAUUCGGUCUCGUAUAAACAUUCGCAUGUGCGAUCUAGGUACUAAGGGCAUAUUUUUUCAAAAAUUUAGGUACACACACGGUAUAGGGUAAAUGUCGCAAGGAACAUUGGCAAAUCACAACUUUCGAAAAUAACUUUCGAAUAAUGGGAAGAUUAGCAACAAUGUUGAUAAUAAUUACGAUGAAUUUUUAUGCAUACAUGAACCAUGAAUACGUGUAUAUCGCCACGUAAUUAGAUUUAUAUGACCACCCAUUAAUGAUAUUUUUGUGGUUUUUUUUUAUCCUAUAUAGAGUUGUUACUCAAUAAUCGACAUUCCAAUAAAUAAUACAGGUGUAAAUACGUAUAACCUGUAUUCGUAGGUGACAAGGUUUUUUUCUCGUAACAGAGAAUGAACGCACUUUCUGGGGAUUUAACAGAAUGAUUCUGGAAAUCGGAAGUAUUUCCAAUAGUGAAAAUCGUGGCAUUUGCAAUGAUUUUAUUUAUUAUGCCGUAUGGCACUUGAAAUUGGUAUAACCAAUUGAAACACACAAUAUUCCUAUCUUGCUGCUGUGCACCGUAUAAGUAUUUAUAUUUCUGUACAUGAAAACUAAGAAUUAUAAUUGAAUAUCAAUGCACAGAAUUUUUUUUUAUUAAUAUUAGUAUUCUUGUACAAUUUGAAUAUAAAAUAUUAUACAUUUCAACUACUUAAAAUUAAUUCUUGUGUACGAAAGCACUGAUACUUUACGAUAUAUACGUAUCAAUUCUCAACGAUCAAAUAUAUGCAACCAAUCGUGGAAGCUAACAAAAUGAAACCGACAUUCGUUAAUGUGCACGUCGGCGUAGUUAUGUUAUGUCAAUAUAUAAAAUAUCACCAGGACGA
This is a messenger RNA of Neodiprion fabricii, 2933 nucleotides long. Its product is annotated as protein phosphatase 1H. The transcript has 6 exons. Lineage: Eukaryota; Metazoa; Arthropoda; Insecta; Hymenoptera; Diprionidae. Gene Ontology annotation, biological process: protein dephosphorylation. Gene Ontology annotation, molecular function: cation binding; protein serine/threonine phosphatase activity. The coding region runs from base 314 to 1756 and encodes 480 amino acids. The record is from RefSeq and is a predicted model, not a curated record.